AUGAAGUUCAGCAGCGCGCUCCUCGGCCUGGCUGCCGUCGCCGUUGCCACCGUCUCGGCCACCACCCCCGUCUCGGACGACGCCGCCCUGGCCGUCCGCGACACGCACGAGUCUGGACUCGUCAACCUCGGCCUGCGCGCCCACGAGCGCAAGGCACGCCACGUCCAGCAGCAGUCGUCGAGCGAGGACCUCGAGAAGCGCAACUUUGUCUCCAAGUGGGGCAAGCUCACCUACUACGCCGGCCACCAGCUCGACAACCCCGCCUGCGGCGGCCCCACCCCGACCGACAACGACAUGGUCGUCGCCGUCAAGGAGAAUGGCGGAUACGGCAAGUGCGGUGACACGGUCCACAUCCACUGGAAGGGCAAGAUGGUCUCGGCCACCAUCCGGGACUACUGCGAGGGCUGCGAGUGGGGCCACUACGACGCCACCAAGGGCCUCUUCCGCAAGCUCGACAGCCUCAGCAUGGGCGUCCUCGACGGCAUCCACUUCAAGCUCAUCGAGCACUAG
This is a messenger RNA of Pseudozyma flocculosa PF-1, 510 nucleotides long. RefSeq lists its product as uncharacterized. The record is from RefSeq and is a predicted model, not a curated record. The transcript is spliced from 2 exons. NCBI's taxonomy places the organism in Eukaryota, Fungi, Basidiomycota, Ustilaginomycetes, Ustilaginales, Ustilaginaceae. The coding region runs from base 1 to 510 and encodes 169 amino acids.